Molecule: messenger RNA, 1074 nt
Organism: Saccharomyces paradoxus
Lineage: Eukaryota; Fungi; Ascomycota; Saccharomycetes; Saccharomycetales; Saccharomycetaceae
Gene: MTC2
Product: Mtc2p
Exons: 1
Coding region: 1-1074 (357 amino acids)
Source: RefSeq, a predicted model, not a curated record
AUGGGCGAUCAUAAUCUGCCGGAUUUCCAGACAUGUUUAAAGUUCUCUGUUACUGCUAAAAAGAGCUUUUUAUGCAUGUACAGAGAUGGCGUACCAAAGGAAAAGUUAGCUUCUUCUAUGCCAAGUUCUUGCAAUAUACAACUGAAAAGGGCAAUUAAUGACGCUUAUCCGGAUGGGGGAAUAAAGGUCACGGUCAUGAGCUCAACUACUGUAAGCAUAGACUCAUUGGCAACUACGCAUGUUCAGGAUUUUGAAAUUGUUAUCAUUCCAGACAUAAAUUCGCUUUCGCAGCCAGACCAAGCGAAAUUAGUAAAAAUUAUGAGAGAUUCCAAAAUGACAAGCGAGAAGGCACAGCCAAGACGUAUCUUUAUAGGAGUUGUUCAUUGGAAUAACCCUGUGCCGCCUUCAAGUGCCGCCAAUGACGAGGAUGACGCAAGCAAAGCAGCUCCAAAAACACGCAUCUUUCUGCCCACAUCUCUACAUAUAGGUGCCUGGCUCAAACACAAAUUCUGGUUUGCAUGUGCACCGCCAUAUUUAGAUUUUGAAAGUUCGACUGAGUCCAGCAUUCACACAAGGGCCGACAGUGGCGCUGGGAUAGCGAGGGAGGAGGAGCAAGAGCCUGAGGGCAAGAAGUCGGUCAUAUUGAAUGAAGAGGCAAAUCUGAACGAUAUAUUCGUCGGGUCCACUGUAAAACGGUAUAUUCUGGAUAUUAUGGUGCAUUUACGAACACAUAGGUUGACGUAUAACGCCAAAGCCGGUGGAGUAUACACAAAUUCAUUAGACGACGUAGUAUUAUUGUCUAGAUUAAUUGGCUUACAUAGCGGCAAGAUGUUUGUGUCACCUUCACAUGUCAAAGAAGCGUCCAAGUGGUACUUCCCCAUGCACUUAGAAUUGGUGCAGCGCUCCUCCAUGGAUAGUUCGUUAUUGUAUGGUAGUGAUCCCAGCUUAGUAGACGAAAUGCUAGAGAAACUUGCGAAGAUUAAAUACGAGGAGGUUAACGAGUUCGAAAAUCCACUUUUUUUAGAAUCUCUCGUAGUGAAAAACGUAUUGAGUAAAGUCGUGCCGCCUGUGUAA